Molecule: messenger RNA, 2655 nt
Organism: Syngnathoides biaculeatus (alligator pipefish)
Lineage: Eukaryota; Metazoa; Chordata; Actinopteri; Syngnathiformes; Syngnathidae
Gene: cep76
Product: centrosomal protein 76
Exons: 13
Coding region: 337-2325 (662 amino acids)
Source: RefSeq, a predicted model, not a curated record
UAAACACAAGUCGCAGAGAAUGACGUAACGCCCCAGAGAACUAGUUCUUUCCAAAGAAAUUACACAAAAUAUUUUCUCACCAGAAGUAUAUAAACGUUUUUAUUUUGUUUCUUUUCAAGUUAACAUGUGAUCUAUGUAUUAUUAAAAUUGUAUGACUACGCGUCGUCAGGCAUAUGCAAAGACACAUUCCCGCUCGCUUCCAGCUGCAGACAGAGCAUUUCGGUGUGUGUUUACGUUGAUCCUGACUGAGAUCAAGCUGACAUUGUAGUCAUUAAAUUUACCCAAAAUUGGACUCCCGCUAGCGUUUUUGAAACUCUUCUCAGUCAAGUUGCUGUGAUGGCUCUACGUCCAGAGAAGGUCUCCGAGCUGAAACAAAUCAUUCACAGCCAUCUGAUCAAGAUGGAUAUUCAUGGGAAGAUCCGAGAGGCGCUGUCUGAGACUUUGAGGAAUGAUAAAAGUACUGCACAUCAAACAUUAUCUGAGGCCGACUUCCUCCAUGCACUGCAGCGCAGGGGCAUCAUAGAUGAAGUGAUGAAGGAUCUACGCUUUUCGGAGGUAGCAUCUAAACAUAUGGAAACACGAUCGCCUCCCAAAUCCAACCCGCAGUUGAUUGAUGAACAAAACAUUCGGCUGACAAAAACCAAUUUAGAUCCAUCCAAACGGUACCUGUAUUUGCAAGUACUAGGGGGUAGGGCCUUCUUGGAACACCUCCAGGAGCCUGAGCCUUUACCUGGUCAGGUCUGCUCCACAUUCAAGUUAUUCCUGCACUUCCGAAAUCAGAGGUUCCACUCCAAGCCAGUGCCCUGCGCCUGUGACCCUGACUUGCAGGAGAGCUUCCUGUUCCAGAUCCACAUAGAUGGCACAGGAGAGGGAAGUAAGAUGGCAGAUGCAACUACUAUGCUAUCCAUUUGCGAUCCAGUUCAUUUGGUGCUGAUCAAGACUGACAACUCCAGUGAGACGACGCUGGUAUCAUCCUACUUCCUGGACUGGAGGACAGCCCUUAGUUCACCCAGUGGGAAGACAUGUUUGGCUGUGGAACUGAUGGGUGUGGGAAGUGAAUGCAAGUUACCGGCUGGAGUUUUGACAGUCCGUCUCGAAUUCUAUCCUUCUCUCGCAGAGACACUGAGCACUGAUAUCAUCAGCACACAGCAAGCUCUAGAAAGGCAGAGGACAGCAGAGAGGGAGAGGAUAUUCCUGGUUUAUGCCAAACAGUGGUGGAGGGAGUUUCUUGAAAUCCGGUCAUCAAACCAGUCCAAAAUGGUCAAAAUCUUUGCACAGGAUGAAAAUGGAAUCAACAGACCAGUGUGUUCAUAUGUGCAUAUCCUGCGGGCCGGCCGGCUGCUUGAGAGUCCUCGGCGGGCGGCCCGCUUUGUUAGCCUCCUGGCACAUGAGAAGGUCCCACUGGUGGGAGGAGGAGAGAGGCAUGAGCAGUGGUGCACAUUAUUGGCUUUCCUGUGUAGAGGAAAGGGCGAUUGUGAGGACCACUCUACCCUGUUGUGCAGUCUCCUGCUGGGAUUCGGCCUUGAUGCAUAUGUGUGUGUGGGCACCAAAGCUAAGGGGAUACCUCACACUUGGGUUCUGACCCAAGGGACCGAUGGAAGUAUAACUUUCUGGGAGAGCCUGACUGCACACAGAUAUCUUCAUCAAGCCAUAGACCCAGAUGCCGCAUCUCUGGUCCCCCAGUCCAAACCCUCAUACCCCUACCGCACUGUGGGCUGCGUUUUCAACCAUCAGAGCUUCCUGGCUAACUGUCAGCCCUCAGACGCUGUGGAACUUUGUGUCUUUGACCUCCAGAAUCCAUCCCGGUGGAAAGCAAUGAGUGAAGAGGCUCUGAAGUCAGUGUGUGACCCUGGCACCAUCAGGUCUUUGCCCCCACUUCCUCCACUCAGCUCAUCAUCUCUCGAUGCUGCUGCUGUCAGCAAUCAGCUUGAGUUGGAGAUGCGAUGCUUGAUAUCUGAGCAUAGGAAGGUUUUAAAUCUGACAACAGUCUGGGACGAUCACUUGUCCUACCUGCUGUCCUCAGCCUUGUCAGCAUACGAGAUGGAGCGCUGCACUGGGGUCUCAUGUGGAAAUGAGGAAUUUCAGGAUGCAGUAAGGAGGGCUGUCCCGGAAGGGCACACCUUCAAAGGCUUCCCCAUCCAUUUCCUGCAUCGCAAUGCCCGUAGAGCUUUUUCCACAUGCCUUAAGUCCCGAUUCUGUGAAGAGAUUGUGAGUUGUCGUGGUGACCAUGUGAGGCUGGCCCUACGUGUUCGAGUCUUUAUUUACCCAGAGAAUGUAUGUGCCGUGUGGCUCAUGUUUGCUUGUAAAUAUCGCUCUGUGCUCUGACAUCUUCAUGUUGAUGUCUGCUCUGAUGUCAAAACUGAUCAAUUUACAGUACUGCAUAUUGCACAUUUAGACUUAAGGUUUGGAUAUAUACAAUAUUGUGACUGAGAAAGUCACAGGUAUGUUUAAUGACAUUUUUAUGAUCACCCAAACAGGUUUUUGUCCAGCUAUCUCUGUUUUGUCUGUAUUAAAGUCCCUUAGACUUGCGUAUUUUCACCAUUUAUAUAGUUUUGUUGUAAAUAAAUAUUUAUAUCAUGUAAUCAACUUGUUUUAAACCCCUUGCAGUUUUAUAACUUACCACAAUUACAGUGAAUAAAAUGCUGAUUAUUGUCC